Messenger RNA from Adineta ricciae, 4974 nucleotides. The record is from the annotation of a GenBank genome assembly. Lineage: Eukaryota; Metazoa; Rotifera; Eurotatoria; Adinetida; Adinetidae.
AUGCCACGUCAACCUCGAAUUGAUGAUGACGAGUUCAAAACAGCACUGUAUUCGCUUUCAAUCAAUCAAAUUAUUUCUUUGGAUAAUUGUAAAACCAGUGCUGACGUAUGGGGUCAGCUCUGCAUUAAAAUGGGCAAAAGAAAUAAUGUAGAAAAUCGUCGUGGAUGUUUCGAUUUGUGGAAACGAAAAGGAUACAGUUCUGAAGAUAUUCUCAAAAAUAUACCUCAGAAUAAUCAACAUAUCGACGACAACAAUCUCGUUCAGGCCAAUCUUCCGAAUAUAGAUCAAGAAUUAUGUGCAGCACUGGAAGGCAGUGAAACGGAAGAGUUUAUCGAAGAGCUGAAGAGUUUUUUAAAUAAACAAGGAAAAAAUAUUUCUUUGAAGUUUAAUCAUAAUUUGGAAUCUACCAAUUGUUCUGGCAAUAUAGUUUCCAUUGAACUUGUUUGUAAAUGUCAAAAUGAUUGUAAUGAAAGCAUCAAUAGUGAUAGCAAGUCGCAAGCAAUGAGUGUAUCGUAUGAAUAUGAAGCCGUUGGGAAAUGGAAUAAUCUUUCUAUUGAAUAUGAAGACGCCUCAAUACCUUCCGUUGAUACACCUCUGCGAUUGGUAUUGUCACCAGCAUCAUUGUCAUCGCCAGAACUAUGUCCGGAAACGAACAUCUUGACUUCGACGCCGAAAGCAGCUGAUAAAUCAAAUCGUGUAAUACCUACGGUUUUAGAUAAGAAAGAUAUAUUAAGCCCAAUGAAAACAUUAAAUCGGGUUGUUAUCGAUGAAGAACACAUGGAGUUACUCACCUUUUUACAACGCAAUACAGAGAGCUCGUCAUUCUUCACUUGUGAUAUGAAUAUCAUUCAAGAAACUGAAAGAGCGAAAUCAAUCAUUAUCUCUCAAAGUGAUAUGGGAAUAUUGAAAAAGUUGCGUGAAGAAGAACAAAAAAAAACAGAGGAAGAUGGAAAUAGCGAAACAAGUGAUUCAGAUAACAAUGAUAACUCUGGAGAUUUGAAAGGUAACAGCAGCUCUGAUGAUUCAGAUGAUUCUAGCAAUGCAUUACAACAAAAAAGAAAUCUUGAAUGGACUGUGAUAAUGGAUGGUUAUAUACAGCAAUCCAAUGAUUACUGUGUGUUUGUAUACGAGAGGCAUUAUUUUAGUUUUGGAAACAAGAGAAAGAAACGUGCUAAGUAUUUCAUGAGUAUAAGUGCUCACUGUAAGUUCAGCACUUGUACUUGCACAUUUAAAGCUACGAUAGAUAAAAAUGGGAAAUUAAAAGUAAAUUAUAAGGGUCAAAUUCGGCAUUUAAAAGGAGAAAUACAUUCAAGACCACAACGUGGUAGUCGUCGACAGAAAUUGCAACAACUUUCAGCACUGGGUGUUUCACCAAAUGCCUUACACUUAGAACAAUAUAAGCGAUUGACUGAAAAUAACAAAAAAUCUGGUAAUCGAAAUGUCGUAGGUUCCAGUCCAUCAGUCAUUCGUAAAAUAUCAAGUGAAGGUAAUGUAAAAUCCCGACGACACGAUAAAACAUUAGAAAGUCUCCAUAAAAUAAAAGAAGAGCAAGCAAAGACUAUAUAUCCUUCCGAAUCAUUACCAGGCUAUUUACAAGCUAUAAGUGCUGAUCCAUUGCGAGUCAUCUGCUUCACAGCGGGUGGGCUUCGAGUAUACCAACGAUGUGCAUUAAACAUGCCAUUAUCAUGGGAUGCCACCGGCGGUAUUGUUAUUAACCGUCAAAAACGAAUAUAUUAUUAUGAGUUGACGAUGCAAAAUCUUAUCAAAAAGGGUCCAUCCUUUCCAAUUACUGUGAUGCUCAGUGAAUCUCAUGGUACGGGAGAUAUAGUGCAUUGGAUGAACUAUUUUAAAGAAAAAUAUAAAGAAACUUUUGGCUUUCGAAAUACUUUCCCCAAACCACCAAUUAUUCAUAGUGACCGUGCUCUCGUAUUCCUGCUAGCUGCCAUUGAAGUUUUUAACUUCGAUGAAACAAUGGCUCGGUACAUAGAAAGAUGUUGGCGAAUAGUUCAGGGAACAGCUAACAAGCGUGACUUAGAACUAACUAUCAUUCAUGCUUGUUUAGGCCAUUUUAUGAAGAAUGUAAAGAGAAAUGCAACUAAAGAGUUAUCGAAAAAACAGGUUCCAUUUGGUAUGUGGUUAGCGGCCUUGCUUGUGAAUAGCAGCACUUUGGAUGAAAUGAUAAUUGUUUGGGAGAAUAUCUGUAUUGUAUUAAUUAGCACAAAUCAAAAUGAUCGAUUUAAAAUGUCACUAUCAUUGCUGUCUCAAAUGGCAGAUAAAAUGAAUAAAGAUCCGGAUAAAGCCAAUGAUGUAUUGAAAAAUGUAACAGUAACAUCAAAAAUACAAUUUCAGAGUAAUUUAGACAAAAAUGCAUACGAAAACGAUGAAAAUGAUCUACCACUUGGUGAAGAAGAUGCUGUUCUUCAAAUAGAAUCACCAUUCAAAGAAUUAUUCACCAAAAUUUACGAAGAAUGUAAAGAAACGUUAAAAGUAUAUGACGAACCGCAAUGGAACAACUUGCCGAAUAAUCCACUAUUCUCAGCAACGUAUUUAACACGUUUAUUGAAACUUUAUAUGCCGACUGCACCAAUUUGGAGUAAUCUUUUGUUAGGCAAUUUCACAAGUCGAUAUGGUUAUAAUUCAAACUUUGCGACAGUGCCAUGUUGCUGUCACACAGGACGAACAACAGGUGUUUCUGAAUCUCGAAUGAGAGUGCUGAAAGAAGCAAUUUUAAGACGCAAAGUAUACUCACGAAUUGAUGAAGUAGUAACUAAAUUGGGAGAAAGUAUUGAAGCAGUUGAAUGCCAAUUUGCAGAUUUCAUAUUUAUGAAAAACAAUAAAAAUCACGUGUUGCCAGCAACAAAACAAAAGAAAGCAGCAGAAACUUGGGCAAAACGCACCAAAACAACUGCUAGUAUUCAUGAAGGAUAUACGUCUGGAAGUCCAAAUUUAAAUCUUACCGGAAUGAUGAAUGCUCGACUGCUAGGUCAAAAUGACGAUGAAAAUUUAGCCAUUGGACAGUUACCAGAACUUUUGAAGUUCGAAAACAAAGCUAACAAUUGUUGGUUUAAUAGUAUAAUGCAAAUGAUUUUAUCAUCCGGACAAAUCGUCGAAGCAAUCAUACGCAUGGGUCCUGUCAAUGCCGAUGUAGAACCUUGGGUUGUUAUGGUUGUUGCUGAUAUUCUGCAUUCAUUAACGAACAAGCACAAAAGUCGCAACAAAAUUGGGAAAACAAUUGUAGAUCAGAAAUUUAUUUCAGAACAACUUCUACAUCUCGUGUCGGCUGGUGUCAACAUCAGGAUAGGAAAAUACAAUUGUAUGUUCGAUUUCUUUUUAGCUGCUAUUAUACCAUCCCUUGAAUUCUAUGGAAUUGAUUUCCAAUCAAAUAUUAAUAUUUCGUUGCAAUGUCGUACCUGCAACAAAAAGUCUCUUAUCAGCACAGAAAUAUGGGACUAUAUCUUAGUAACUACAUCAACAGUUCACGAUAAUCUUGCCAACAUAUUAACUGAAGUAUUUGCGCCAGCACCUCGCAAUAUAGAAUGCCCGCAAUGUACUCAUAAUGAUAGUCAACCAGUUUCAUUAGCAAUUGCAAAAUUUCCGAAACAUGUUUUUGUUCGUUUCCAUGCAACAACAACAACUCAACAUACCGAACACAAAUUAACUCCUCAUGUUGACUUAUUCAACAUCUUAUCCGAACAUAUUGUUUGUACGCGAUCCUACUGUCGCUACACUUUACAAUCAUUCGUUGUUUUCACUGGUCGUGAUGAUGAAGGGCAUUACUACACCUUAGCUAAUCGAAAAAAUGAAUGGUAUAAACUAGAUGAUGACAAAAUUACAAUUCUUCCGCAGCGUACAAUUUUCGACCAGCAGAGUGAUCGCCCACCAGCUGUAUUAGCCCAUUAUACUCGACCGUCCAACAAAGAUGUAUUCUCUAUCGCACUCUGGAAUGUUUUCACCAAUUUCACCCGAUGCAGCAUGACACUUCCACCAAAUCUAUCAUUGAAUGAUGCUGUUGAUUAUUUCGCAAAGCAUGAUCCACUUAACAAUAAUCCAAUGAAUUUUGCCAUUCUCAAACAGUUCAAUUGCUCUCAUUGUAGAAAAGAAACUUUAACAGUUGAUCGAUUGCAUGUUGUAUGGGAAAUGAAGAGAAAUGGUACCCACAUUGAAAAUAUUCUGAGCGACUUUGCAGUAAAGGAAAUUAGGUGCUCAUCAUGCAGUCGUGUUGGAUAUUCAAAUUCAGUUUUGUACGAUUCACCGCGGUUUUUAAUUUUGAAAACUCGAGGAAAAGUCGACGAAAGCAUUAAUUUGGUUCACCAUACAAAUAGACUGAUGAUCAAACCGACUUGUUAUUAUCGUAAUAUUGAAUAUAAUGCACAAACUGUUAUGAUGGUUCUUGAAGAAGAUUACAUUGUUUAUUUAAGAAAAAAUCCGAAUGGUUAUUCAUCUUAUAACGAAACCAGCAACCAAUUUGAAUUACUGAAGGAAGUGACAGCCGAGAAUACCGGGCCGGAAGAUUAUAUAGACGAAUUUGUCAAUGAUCUACUACCUAUUUAUGAAAAAGGAUUUCUUGUUGGAUCUAUUCAUGUCAAAUUAGAUGACAUGACUAUUUUGUUAAGCCCGAAUGGAGACAUUAACGAUCUGAUUAUUGAUGCACAUCUAUCCAUCACAGCAUCCAGUGCUGCUUCGAAUAAUAAGGAAUUGAUUACGUUUGAAAAUGAACCUACAAAGCAACAAACAGACAGUCAUUCAUGUGGCAUUCACCUUCUACUACAAGCCGAAGCUUAUGUAAAAAAUUUUAAAUUCCUUCCAAUACAAGGCGACCAACUUCAACAAUACCGAUAUCGGAUUGCCGAAGCACUAUUACGCAAAGGGGAGCCUAACAAGAACAGCUCAUCAUUGGGAUCCCUACUGGAAGAAAUACCCGACUCAAACAGAAGCAAGAAUUUCCGCAAAAGUAAACAGCAAGAACAUUUUUAG